Messenger RNA from Candidula unifasciata, 509 nucleotides. The record is from the annotation of a GenBank genome assembly. NCBI's taxonomy places the organism in Eukaryota, Metazoa, Mollusca, Gastropoda, Stylommatophora, Geomitridae.
GGUUCAGCAAAGAAAGCUCAAGGACAGAAGCGGAAAAGAAAAGAAAGUGAAUCUUCUCAGCCCACUUCAAAGCGAGCUAGGACAAAUUCAGUUGCAUCCAGAGGCCGAAAGAGGGCGGUAUCCUCUGUCUCUAGCAGAACACCCAGCAGAACUUCUAGUGUGGCCUCCUCUGCUCAUGCUGAGGAUGAGGAUUUUGAUGCCGGCGCUGCUGCCAGUGAUGAUUCUGGUGAUGAGGAUUUUGCACUGGAAGGUAAAGCCAAACCUGCAAGAGGGAAGAAAAAACCAGCACGCAGCAGAAAGAAGAAAAAUGAUGAAGUGAAUGACGAGAAAGAGGAUGGAGAGGAGGAAGAGAAGGAAACUGGUAGUGCAAAGAAGCCUAGGAGAAUCAACAAAGUGGCCAUAAGGAGAAGAAGUCAGAAGUCAACAGGUAAUAAAAAAGCCGCUAAAAGGACAAAGUCAGACGGCAAUAUGUCAGAUGGAAGUUUGGCGUCAUCUCUGUCUGCUAGCAG